This is a messenger RNA of Gymnogyps californianus (California condor), 892 nucleotides long. RefSeq names its product succinate dehydrogenase complex assembly factor 3 (gene SDHAF3). The coding region runs from base 1 to 366 and encodes 121 amino acids. Gene Ontology annotation, cellular component: mitochondrion; mitochondrial intermembrane space. The transcript is spliced from 2 exons. The record is from RefSeq and is a predicted model, not a curated record. NCBI's taxonomy places the organism in Eukaryota, Metazoa, Chordata, Aves, Accipitriformes, Cathartidae. Gene Ontology annotation, biological process: succinate metabolic process; mitochondrial respiratory chain complex II assembly.
AUGCCGGGCGGUGCGCGGGGUCUGUACCGGCGGAUACUGCUGCUGCACCGGGCGCUGCCGGCCGCCCUGCGGGCGCUGGGGGACCGCUACGUGAAGGAGGAGUUCAGGAAGCACAGGGCCGCCGGGCCCGCCGAGGCCCAGCGCUUCCUGCGGGAAUGGGAGAAUUAUGCAGCACUGAUACAGCAACAAAUUAAUGAGGACAAACAAAAUUUGAGAGAAAAGACUGUAUAUGGAAUCCAGCUCACAGAAGAAAAACUUAAUGACUUCCGUGAUGAACAGAUUGGACAGCUGAAGGAACUGAUGGACGAGGCUACCAGACCUCAUAAAAAAGUCAUCAUUUCUAAAGACUCAGAUCACAAAAACUAAAAGGUUUUAAAAAUCGUUUUAAUGCAUACAGAAACAUUUUGAAACUUCCUUUUCCAGUUGGACUUGAAUGUGGUUUCUGUGGAAUAAUGGGCACUGCUGAUGCCAUAACUUGUCUGCAACGGGUGUCUCUGGCUAUUUGGCUUUCUAUGCAAGAAUAAAUGUUAAAAUGGAAUAAUCACAACAAUUUUAUGUUAAUUGCAAUUUUUUUUUCUCCUAAUGGAAGGUGGAGACUUAAAGAAUUUGGUAAAAGUAAAUUGACAUUUUUAAAAUAGGAAGUUUUAUUUUUUUUAUCUUGGCACCAUAGGGCGAAACAUCUUUCUGUUUGUAUAUCAUCCUCUGCCUUAAUGGAAAAGAUGCAAUUAGCAUGUUUUCUGAGGUAUGGUACUAGAGUGGGUUUGUUUCGAUGGAAAGAAAUGAGCAGUAUUAGAAAAACAUACUGCUGUUGAAAUUGAAAGUUGGUUUUCUUCUUGAGCUUUAUUGUGAAAUGUGCUUUAAAAUAAAAGAUGUAGUUCAUUAUUAAAUUGAC